This is a messenger RNA of Saimiri boliviensis boliviensis (Bolivian squirrel monkey), 5017 nucleotides long. RefSeq names its product dipeptidyl peptidase 8 (gene DPP8). Gene Ontology annotation, biological process: proteolysis. The record is from RefSeq and is a predicted model, not a curated record. Gene Ontology annotation, molecular function: serine-type peptidase activity; dipeptidyl-peptidase activity. NCBI's taxonomy places the organism in Eukaryota, Metazoa, Chordata, Mammalia, Primates, Cebidae.
CGCGAGGAACCGGAAGUGCUGAAACCUCAGAGGCCGAGGCCGCCGCCGCUGCAGCUGCGGCCGUCUCUGAGUGCCGCGUUAGUCGCCUGGGUUUCCCCCGGCGGUGCCGCCGAGGAAGCCACUGCAGCCGGGACCGGAGUGGAAGCUGCGCAGCAUGAAGCGGCGCAGGCCCGCUCCGUAGCGCGCGUCAGGACGGUCCGGGCGGGGCCGGGGGGGAAGGAUUGGAUGGUGAGAAAAGGAAAGAUUCCUGUGAGAAGAGCAGGAUGAGCAGAGGGAUUCUAUGCUUGAAGUUGAGUCACUUGAAAAAGAUCUCUUUGAAUGUGGAAGAGAUCUGAGCAGAUGAAAAUAAAAUCAGGAAAAUGCAACAUGGCAGCAGCAAUGGAAACAGAACAGCUGGGUGUUGAGAUAUUUGAAACUGCAGACUGUGAGGAGAAUAUUGAAUCACAGGAUCGGCCUAAAUUGGAGCCGUUUUAUGUUGAGCGGUAUUCCUGGAGUCAGCUUAAAAAGCUGCUUGCUGAUACCAGAAAAUAUCAUGGCUACAUGAUGGCUAAGGCACCACAUGAUUUCAUGUUUGUGAAGAGGAAUGAUCCAGAUGGGCCUCAUUCAGACAGAAUCUAUUACCUUGCCAUGUCUGGUGAGAACAGAGAAAAUACACUGUUUUAUUCUGAAAUUCCCAAAACUAUCAAUAGAGCAGCAGUCUUAAUGCUCUCUUGGAAGCCUCUUUUGGAUCUUUUUCAGGCAACACUGGACUAUGGAAUGUAUUCUCGAGAAGAAGAACUAUUAAGAGAAAGAAAACGCAUUGGAACAGUUGGAAUUGCUUCUUAUGAUUAUCACCAAGGAAGUGGAACAUUUCUGUUUCAAGCUGGUAGUGGCAUUUAUCACGUAAAAGAUGGAGGGCCACAAGGAUUUACGCAACAACCUUUAAGGCCCAAUUUGGUAGAAACUAGUUGUCCUAACAUACGGAUGGAUCCAAAAUUAUGCCCUGCUGAUCCAGACUGGAUUGCUUUUAUACAUAGCAAUGAUAUUUGGAUAUCUAACAUCGUAACCAGAGAAGAAAGGAGACUCACUUACGUGCACAAUGAACUAGCCAACAUGGAAGAAGAUGCCAGAUCAGCUGGAGUUGCUACCUUUGUUCUCCAAGAAGAAUUUGAUAGAUAUUCUGGCUAUUGGUGGUGUCCAAAAACUGAGACAACUCCCAGUGGUGGUAAAAUUCUUAGAAUUCUAUAUGAAGAAAAUGAUGAAUCUGAGGUGGAAAUUAUUCAUGUUACAUCCCCUAUGUUGGAAACAAGGAGGGCAGAUUCAUUCCGUUAUCCUAAAACAGGUACAGCAAAUCCUAAGGUCACUUUUAAGAUGUCAGAAAUAAUGAUUGAUGCUGAAGGAAGGAUUAUAGAUGUCAUAGAUAAGGAACUAAUUCAACCUUUUGAGAUUCUGUUUGAAGGAGUUGAAUAUAUUGCCAGAGCUGGAUGGACUCCUGAGGGAAAAUAUGCUUGGUCCAUCCUACUAGAUCGCUCCCAAACUCGCCUACAGAUAGUGUUGAUCUCACCUGAAUUAUUUAUCCCAGUAGAAGAUGAUGUUAUGGAAAGGCAGAGACUCAUUGAGUCAGUGCCUGACUCUGUGACACCACUAAUUAUCUAUGAAGAAACAACAGACAUCUGGAUAAAUAUCCAUGACAUCUUUCAUGUUUUUCCCCAAAGUCAUGAAGAAGAAAUUGAGUUUAUUUUUGCCUCCGAAUGCAAAACAGGUUUCCGUCAUUUAUACAAAAUCACGUCUAUUUUAAAGGAAAGCAAAUAUAAACGAUCCAGUGGUGGGCUGCCUGCUCCAAGUGAUUUCAAGUGUCCUAUCAAAGAGGAGAUAGCAAUUACCAGUGGUGAAUGGGAAGUUCUUGGCCGGCAUGGAUCUAAUAUCCAAGUUGAUGAAGUCAGAAAGCUGGUAUAUUUUGAAGGCACCAAAGACUCCCCUUUAGAGCAUCACCUGUAUGUCGUCAGUUACGUAAAUCCUGGAGAGGUGACAAGGCUGACUGACCGUGGCUAUUCCCAUUCUUGCUGCAUCAGUCAGCAUUGUGACUUCUUUAUAAGUAAGUAUAGUAACCAGAAGAAUCCACACUGUGUGUCCCUUUACAAGCUAUCAAGUCCUGAAGAUGACCCAACUGGCAAAACAAAGGAAUUUUGGGCCACCAUUCUGGAUUCAGCAGGUCCUCUUCCUGACUAUACCCCUCCAGAAAUUUUCUCUUUUGAAAGUACUACUGGAUUUACAUUGUAUGGAAUGCUGUACAAGCCUCACGAUCUACAGCCUGGAAAGAAAUACCCAACUGUGUUGUUCAUAUAUGGUGGUCCUCAGGUGCAGUUGGUGAAUAAUCGGUUUAAAGGAGUCAAGUAUUUUCGCUUGAAUACCCUAGCCUCUCUAGGUUAUGUGGUUGUAGUGAUAGACAACAGGGGAUCCUGCCACCGAGGGCUUAAAUUUGAAGGCGCCUUUAAAUAUAAAAUGGGUCAAAUAGAAAUUGAUGAUCAGGUGGAAGGACUCCAAUAUCUAGCUUCUCGAUAUGAUUUCAUUGACUUAGAUCGUGUGGGCAUCCACGGCUGGUCCUAUGGAGGAUACCUCUCCCUGAUGGCAUUAAUGCAGAGGUCAGAUAUUUUCAGGGUUGCUAUUGCUGGGGCCCCAGUCACUCUGUGGAUCUUCUAUGAUACAGGAUACACGGAACGUUACAUGGGUCAUCCUGACCAGAAUGAACAGGGCUAUUACUUAGGAUCUGUGGCCAUGCAAGCAGAAAAGUUCCCCUCUGAACCAAACCGUUUACUGCUCUUACAUGGGUUCCUGGAUGAGAAUGUCCAUUUUGCACAUACCAGUAUAUUACUGAGUUUUUUAGUGAGGGCUGGAAAGCCAUAUGACUUACAGAUCUAUCCUCAGGAGAGACACAGCAUAAGAGUUCCUGAGUCUGGAGAACAUUAUGAACUGCAUCUUUUGCACUACCUUCAAGAAAACCUUGGAUCACGUAUUGCUGCUCUAAAAGUGAUAUAAUUUUGGCCUGUGUAGAAUUCUGGUAUACACUGGCUAUUUAACCAAAAGAGGAGGUUUAAUCAAUAGAAAACACAGAAUUGAUCAUCACAUUUUGGUACCUGCCACAUAACAUCUAUUCCUGACAAUAAAUGUGGUGCCAUGCAGGGGUCUAUGGCUUGUGGUAGUAAUCAUAUACCUUAACCCUAUGUGCUCAGAAUUGAAUGAUACAUAUUCCUGAGAGACCGAGCGACACCACAAGAAUUACUAGGAAAAAAAAAAAACAAAAACAUUAGCACCAUGUAUUCAUACUAACCUAUUUUUACUUUUAAUAGCAUUACAAACCUCAUGAACUUAAUUAGUGUAUUUUUACAGUAUACUUUUUGAGUUUGUUAAAAUAUGAUGAUAUUAGUGAUUGGUUUGGUUCAGUUUCAGAAUCUCUGACUAAUUACAGAUUUGAUAGCACUUAAAUGUAAUUGAAUAGUUUAUGCUUCAUUGCUUGGGCAUAUGCAGCAUGUUAUGAACUAAUAACUGUUAAACUUGACUUAACCAGUCAUUCAUUAAUGAUUUUUCAAAGAUAACUUAGUGGCCUCCUAAAGACACUUGUUUUGGCUCUGACCAGUUUUUAGCCAAUUUAAUCUGUAUCUAGUAUAAAUAAUUCUCAUUUUUCUUUAAUGAUAUUGACAGAGUGGGCUUUUCCUUUUGCAUAAAGGCUAGUAACUGUAUAUGUAGCAUGGAUUUAAUUAGUCAUUAUAUUGAUAAUUACAGGCAGAAAAAUUUUAAUCAAAUGAUUAGAGCUUAAAUAUUUGCAGGCAAGUUUUUUUUUUUUUCCUUUAAGAAAAGGAAAAAGUAUACAUUCUCUAGAAUUCUUCAGAAAAUUUAGUGGUGCCAGUUUCCAUUUGGUAUUUCCUUAUUAAAAUAUUCUUGAAUUUUAAGGAGAUUGAAAGGAAUCACAGUGGGGUGGGGAGAUGGGUUUGGGGAAUGACAGAGAGAAGAGGUGGUGAGGGCCUGAUUAAGAACUAAGCAGAAGUAGUUUUGACAGAAAUAGUCAUGAAGAUGUUUGGAAAGUGAAAUUUAAACAACUAGAAUAUUAAGGAAACCGAAAUCAAGAAAUCACUGUCUUGCCAACACAGCUACAGAGUAACAUGAUUCAGGGGAGGAAAAGUAGUUCCUUAGAGUUACUUUUGUAAUUCUAAUUUUUUUUUUUAUUCUUCCUCUUGAUUUUAGAAAUCUUACCAAUUUAAACUUUAUCUUAUUAAAAUUAUUUGAACAUAAUUUAGAUAUUGUAAGCUUAAAAUACAGAGGUUUACAGAUAACCUCUUUACCGUAAACUAAUCCCUGGCAAGCCAUGGCUCGCUCGCUCUCGCUCGCUCUCGCUCUCUCUCUCUCUCUCUCUCUCUCUCUCUCUCUCUCUCUUUUUUUCCCUUCGUUUUUAAAGGCUAUGAACAGUUUUCUUGAAUGGUCAUGAACUUUUCUUGGUUAGCCCUAGCAUUUAGCUAUGAAGAGAGCUCAUAGACUUUCAGGUGCUAAUUGAGAUAUGCCCUCGGGGUGCUAAGUUGGUCACAUUAGCACCAGUGACAGGGAAGGCAUCUAUGAGUUUGAUGCUUUUUAUCACACACUUGAGUGUUUAGAAAGUUAUUACCAAUACUUUUAAACAACACUCUAAGAAAAUUUGCUGUAUUUCUUUCCCAUCACUACAGAGAGAAUAGAUUUCCCUAUAGAGAGCAUUGCCUCCAUUAGUAAGGUGGUUGACUGUUGGUAAGAGGUGGACUUUAUAGGAGGUAGGGAAAGCCCAGAAAUGGCAGGAUGACCUGAUGGUUCUGUCAUUGGGAAGAAAUGGCAGGAUGACCUGAUGGUUCUGUCAUUGGGAACGGUAUUGGGUUUUGCUGUUUGUAUUUAUACUGUAUAAUAGAUAACCACGCUUUUUCUUACCGUCUUAUAUGUAUUGCUUUUCAUGUUUGAUAUUUUCCCAUGCCAAGAUAUGUUUAUAUAUUUUUUCAAUGUUAAAUUAAAUUGAUUUGGGUAA